GGAAUAAUUGCUGGCAUUUCCGGACUACUUUCUUGGACACGCGCGCAUUUUUUCCACUUUCUCUCGGUCCUCAUAUAUAUAUGAUAUAAAUGUUCUACAAGGCCAUAGUCAAAGGCAAAAAACCUUUGCAAGCCGCAUCUCAUGCCAUCUCUUCUACCACCACAGCGGCUGCAUCUUCCUCGUCUGCCCUUUUUUCACGUGUCUUCGUCAAGCACAGGAUUAGUUUUUCUGGGACAGUCCGUUCAUUCAAAAGAGAUGCUUUCAGAAGAUCGUUCUCUGCAAAGAAUCAGAAUCCGAUAGAGACACCGCCGUCAUUGGCUGGUGUGAAAGGUCUCCCACUGUACAGGAAACUCAUCGCAGCAUGGACAGAAACGCCCACAAAGUGGUAUCCGCUACCGCUCGCCGUUGGAGCACUACUCCUUGUCGUCAUACAGUACCGCAAGAAAGCAGCACGCGCCGAGAAGGAGGUACACGUCGACGACGAGGGACAUGAGAUAAUCAAGUUAAAAGGACCAUGGCAGGUACAUGUUAUUGGCGCUCUCCCCUUGCGAAAUAUGUCCCGUGUGUGGGGUUAUUUCAACUCGCUGGAGCUCCCUGUAUGGGUUAGACCCUACGGUUUUCGAUUAUAUGCCUAUAUGUUUGGAUGCAACUUGGAAGAAAUUGAACCUGCAGAUCUCACGCAAUAUGCCAGCCUAGGAGCGUUCUUUUAUAGAAAACUCAAAGCUGGCGCAAGACCCGUAGAUAACGCUAUUCUGGUCAGUCCUGCAGAUGGUACCGUGCUCCACUUCGGAACUAUCCAAGACCUGCGAGUGGAGCAAGUCAAAGGAAUAACAUAUUCUCUUGAUGCUUUACUCGGUGUAGAAAGGUCAGACCCUGGAAGCCCUACUUCAUCAACGUCGACUAUUGUAGAGAUCCCGAGGAGUCGUGACAUGUCCAUAGUGGACGACCACGAAUUUGCCAACGUCAAUGGUAUCGAAUACAGUCUGGACCAACUCUUAGGUGUGUCCAUACCCUCUACGCCCACCUCUACCACGCCGCCCGUCACUCCUGCUAUGGAAAGAAACCCGGAUGCAAUCCCAGAGAAACACGGUGAACAGAUCGAUGCAUCUGUCGAACAAGAGGGUACAUUGCAAGAAACCCUUGCACACGACGCGUCAGUGGCUCGUGAAAUGGGCGUACGGCCAUCUCUCGGUGAACGCAAGAGAAGCACAUCAGGCAAGACUGUUAAAGAAGGCAAUGCACUGUAUUUCACUGUCAUCUACCUUGCGCCUGGUGACUAUCACCGAUUCCACAGCCCGACUGCUUGGAUAGUAGAGAAACGGAGACAUUUUGUUGGGGAACUGUUCUCCGUUUCACCCUACAUGGCGAAGCGUUUAGAAAAUUUGUUUGUCCUUAACGAACGGGUUGCUCUGCUUGGAAGAUGGAGACAUGGUUUCUUUGGUAUGAUCCCCGUGGGCGCAACCAACGUUGGGAGUAUCAAAAUCAAUUUCGAUACCGCACUACGUACCAAUGUCCGUGGCCGACCACCUCCACCAGGCACCUACACAGAAGCGAUCUAUUCCGGCGCAUCUCCCGUACUGAAUGGUCAACCCCUGACGCCCGCACAAGAGAUGGGUGGAUUCUGCCUUGGCAGCACAAUCGUGCUCGUCUUCGAGGCUCCGAAGACCUUUGAAUUCGCUAUCAAAGAGGGUCAGAAAGUCAAGGUCGGAAAUCGGCUGGGUGACGUACCAGGGAUGACUACAACGAUUGGAAAAGAGAAGGUGGAAUGAAAGGACUGAAAUGGAAUGGGACACUAUCUAGCUUAUUUAUGUUUGCAUGAUAUAUCCCAUCUGCACAUACAUUAUUGAAUAACACAUCUAACAAA
Molecule: messenger RNA, 1864 nt
Organism: Serpula lacrymans var. lacrymans S7.9
Lineage: Eukaryota; Fungi; Basidiomycota; Agaricomycetes; Boletales; Serpulaceae
Exons: 6
Coding region: 90-1769 (559 amino acids)
Biological process (GO): phosphatidylethanolamine biosynthetic process
Cellular component (GO): mitochondrion
Molecular function (GO): phosphatidylserine decarboxylase activity
Source: RefSeq, a predicted model, not a curated record